UCGGCGUGUCAGCGCAGCGUGACUGACUAGAUCAGAACACAUCCUCUUCAAAUAAUAAUGUACAAGACAUUUUGAGAUAAAAAGGCGCACGUAACGACGACUCACCGCUAUUUCGAGAGACACAAACUGGAGGUUUUAGAUAACCUACAUGAGCCAAAUGCGCUUCUAAAAACGGGAAUUCUCAUCCUCCGGGGAUGGCAUGUCCACCGUAGCAUGAACGCAUCACAUCCAGCGGCUCUGCCUCAUUUCGGAACACCUUUUGCCUGGCUGUCCUCGGAACGCUGUGGCAAGCCUUUGAGAGGGGAGGGAAAGCCGCAAGUGGAUAUCAGAAUGUGUUUCAUCGCUGUUUAGCAAUGGAAGCUGCUGGAAUUGGUGAAGGGGCAGUGUAUACUCGUGGAUAUCACCGGACACCGAAUAAGCUUGUUCUCGAAAUAAUUAUUAGCGUUGCAUCCUCGAUUACUUUUGCAAUGUCAAAAUCAAGGAGAUCCUCUUGAGGCUUAAAGUAUGCACGGACAUUGGCACAUCAGUCAAAAUCGCCUAUCAAGGCACAAUAUUUACCCGUUUUUAUCCAUCAUUGUAAAUAAUUUAACUUAAUACACCUGCUGUCCUCACUGAAAUAUGGUUAAGAACCAAAUGUAUUUCAUAGCGCAUCAAAUGCAAAUUCGUUAUACGAUGUCUCAACCAGAUUUACGCUAAAUCCUGGUGCGGAACCGCGGGAACUGAGUUCUGACCAUCUGCAUCUCGCCUUGGGAAGAACCUGUCACCAUCGAAGUGGAUAUGUUGACAUUAACGUAAAGAUGGGUUUAGUUUUCGGUCUCUUGUGGCUGUUCAACAUCUUUUUGGAGGGCAUUCAUUGCCAAGGAGUGUAUGCAUCUCCUACAGUCCGAAUAAUCCACUCUGGCCAUGCAUGCAACAUUGAGGAGGAGCGCUACACCGAGCGCGUCUACACCAUCCGGGAGGGAGAGACCCUGGAGCUAGCCUGUCUGGUCUCAGGCCACCCUCGACCUCAGAUCAGAUGGACCAAAACGGCCGGUAGCGCCUCCGACCGCUUCCAGGACUCCAGUGUGUUCAACGAGACCCUGCGCAUCACCCGGAUCCAGAGGCACCAGGGCGGACGCUACUACUGCAAGGCUGAGAAUGGCCUGGGCUCACCGGCCAUCAAGUCGAUCCGAGUGGACGUCUACUAUUUGGAUGAUCCCAUCGUAACCGUCCACCAGAGCAUCGGGGAGGCUAAGGAGCAGUUCUACUACGAGCGGACGGUGUUCCUGCGCUGCAUGGCCAACUCCAACCCCCCAGUGCGCUACAGCUGGAGGCGUGGCCGAGAGUUCCUGUCCCAAGGCUCUGAUAAGGGCGUGGAGAUCUACGAGCCCUUCUUUACACAAGGGGAGACCAAGAUUCUAAAGCUGAAGAACCUUCGACCUCAGGAUUACGCCAACUACAGCUGCAUCGCCUCUGUCCGGAAUGUGUGCGGCAUCCCCGACAAGAAUGUCCUCUUCAAACUCUCUAACAAAACAGCAUCCCCCACCAUUAAGCUGCUGGUGGAGGACCCCAUCGUGGUGAACCCCGGGCAGUCCGUGACCCUGGUGUGUGUGACUUCCGGUGGGGAGCCAACGCCCACCCUCACCUGGGUGCGCAACACGGACGAGCUGCCCAAGAAAAGCCUCCUUAAUGGGGGAACCCUCACGCUGCCCGCCAUCUCCAUGGAGGAAGCAGGCGUCUACAGCUGUGUGGCCAGCAACAACGUCGGCAACCCGGCUAAGAAGUCCACUGCCAUCGUGGUUCGAGGGCUAAAGAAGGGGCGCUUCUGGAUCACGCCCGACCCGUACCACAACGACGACAACAUCCAAAUCGGCCGCGAGGUCAAGAUCUCCUGCCAGGUGGAGGCAACGCCCCCUGAGGAGCUCCUGUUCAGUUGGCUGAAGAAUGGCCGUCCACUGCGCAGCUCGGAGCGCAUGGUCAUCACCCACACCGACCCCGACGUCCAGCCCGGCACUACCAACCUGGACAUCAUUGACCUCAAGUUCACCGACUUCGGCACGUACACCUGUGUGGCGGCGCUGAAGAACGGAGGUAUCCCCGAAGUCAGCAUCGACGUCAAUAUCUCUUCGACUACAGUCCCUCCGGAGCUGACAGUGCCUCGGGGCAAGUCCCCCAUGGUGGUCCAGGAGGGUGACACAGUGGACCUGCAGUGCCUGGUAUCAGGGAAGCCAAAACCCAUCAUCCUAUGGUCGAGGGCUGACAAGGAGGCGCCUAUGCCCGAUGGCAGCCUUCAGACGGAGAGCUAUGAUGGUGUGCUACGAAUUGUCAAUGUAUCGCGUGAGAUGACUGGAACCUACCGCUGCGCCACCAGCCAGUACAACGGCUUCAACGUGAAGCCCCGGGAAGCGCUGGUGGAGCUCACUGUGCAAUAUCCGCCGGUGGUGGAGCCGGUGUUCACAGAGAUCCGCCAGGGUCUGGGUCGCGCCUUCACUCUCAACUGCCAGGUGCUGCGGGCGCACCCGUCCAAAGUGCUGAAGUACGAGUGGAAACUGGGCACCAGGCUGCUGACCAUAGGCCAGUUCGACCAGCGCGACGAGACGGACUACCACGUCAGGGCACUCAAUAGGGAGGGCUACGGGGAGUACACCUGUGAAGUGACCAACGAGGCAGGGGCGGGUGCCUGCAGGUUCUUAGUCACAGGGAGGGCCUUUGCCCCAGAGUUUUACUAUGACACAUACAGUGCGUUGUGGCAGAACCGGCCCAGGGUCUAUGGCUUCAAGCUACAGUGGACCCAGCAGAACCCCCUGUCUGUGGACCGCAUCGUGGCCUACCGACUGGGGAUCAAACAGACGGGCCAGUCGAGGUGGUGGGAGCAGGAGAUCCCCAUGGAGGGAGCAAUCGCCAAGGGGGAGCUGAUCACCCACAACCUGACGGAGCUCAUCAAGCCCGAGGCCUACCUGGUCCGCCUCACCCCCAUCACACGCUUCGGAGAGGGAGACUCCACAGACAGAAUCAUCAGAUACAGUGCUCCAGCCAACCCUCACUUGAGAGAGUUCCAGUGCAGCUUUGAAGAUGAGGCCGUGUGUAUGUUCACCCAGGACAAGACGGAUGACUUUGACUGGACCCGACACAGCGCUGCCACCAGAGACACCAAGUACACGCCCAACACCGGGCCUAGCAGUGACCGAGCGGGCUCCAAGCAAGGUUUCUACAUGUACAUUGAAACGUCUCGACCUCGGCUGGAGGGAGAAAAGGCCCGACUGUUGACCCCCACGUUCAACGUCGCCUCCAAAAGCCCCUAUGGGACUGUGAACGCCGCUCCCACCUACUGCUUUGGCUUCUACUACCAUAUGUAUGGGAAACACAUAGGGGCAUUGAACGUGUACCUACGGCAGAAGGGCCAGUCGGGCUCAGACAGUUCCUUGUGGACCUUGGUCGGGAACCAAGGGGACCGAUGGAAGCAAGCCAAAGUCAACAUCCACCCAAUAGCCUCUUUCCAGUUGCUUCUGGAAGGAAUUCGUGGUCCGGGUAUAGAAGGGGAUAUCGCCAUAGAUGAUGUCACCAUUGAGGAAGGAGAAUGUAAAGACCCUCCACCCAACAAUCUAAGGUCACUGGCUCCUCCCACCACGCCCCAUAUAUGGCAGUUAUUGGUCACCCUGCCCCUGGUCUUUGUGGGCCUUCAGAGGUGACCCCUCUCUCCCAGGAGGAGCAACCUGACGUCGGCCCAACCCCCAUUGAAGAGUUUCCAGACUUGGACUGUCCAAACCCCCAAAACUACCAAAGAUGUACUCCUUUUCAGUCUGCAGGAGAGCAGCAGUCCAGCACUGGUCCAGGGUGGAGUAUGAAGGAAACGAAAAACUCAGUAAAUCCGGAUUUUUCUGAAAUAUGCACAGAGAGCACUCCAAGGUCAGGAUGGAGAGUCGGGUUCUCCAUAGUCUCCGUAGUAGGGGCUCCAGUUCAUAAUUUUUUCUGAAGCUGAAGCAAUCGUGGCAGAGUGUGGGUACAUUUCUGUAAAGCACAAGCACGCAUGGUGUGGUUACAUUUAAAUAAAAAAAUUAAAAUAUUACGGCCACAGAAUGAUGAUAAUUGAUUGCUUGAUUAGAUGGGUGUAGAAUAGGUUGAUUUUAUGUCAACAGUAUGUCGAGAAAUGUACGAAAUUCGCUCAACAACCCACACUGACCCCGAAGCUAUUUUUUCAUGAAUAUGAUAGAGGCUGCUAUUCCUCUGGGUUGUGGCUUUUCAUCUCUCUUAAAACUUGGAGGCUGCCUACGGUCAGAUUCAUCAAAAUGUGGAUAAACAAGAACAUUUGCAUACUUUCUACCCAGAGGCUAGACUUUGACUGCUUGGUAUAUUAUAUGUAUAUCUGUAAGUCAAUUCUUCAUAAUUAUUCCUUUGUCUGUUCUUUUUUUACCUUUUCUUUUUUUACCUUCGAGGUUGCGUAAGGUUGGUUUCAUUACAGUGUGCGUACACUUGUUAGCUAGGUUACUCUAUUAUGCAGUGGCUGAACUAUGGUGCAUUGUAUGCCUUGUGUGUAAUCAACCUCUAGACUCCUCGUAGUUGCAGCGCUAUGAGAUUGAGACCUUAGAUCCUUUCGAUGUACUGUAGGGGCUUCUCUGUGUCCCACCUGCCGUACAAUUUCAGAAUGUGAUUUAAUAAACAGGGACAUGACA
This is a messenger RNA of Coregonus clupeaformis (lake whitefish), 4649 nucleotides long. RefSeq names its product MAM domain-containing glycosylphosphatidylinositol anchor protein 2. Bases 798 to 3668 code for a protein of 956 amino acids. Gene Ontology annotation, molecular function: axon guidance receptor activity. Gene Ontology annotation, biological process: homophilic cell-cell adhesion; synapse organization. NCBI's taxonomy places the organism in Eukaryota, Metazoa, Chordata, Actinopteri, Salmoniformes, Salmonidae. Gene Ontology annotation, cellular component: plasma membrane; neuronal cell body; axon. The record is from RefSeq and is a predicted model, not a curated record. The transcript is spliced from 17 exons.